Molecule: messenger RNA, 996 nt
Organism: Trypanosoma theileri
Lineage: Eukaryota; Euglenozoa; Kinetoplastea; Trypanosomatida; Trypanosomatidae
Product: putative mitochondrial carrier protein
Exons: 1
Coding region: 1-996 (331 amino acids)
Biological process (GO): pyrimidine nucleotide import into mitochondrion
Cellular component (GO): mitochondrion
Molecular function (GO): pyrimidine nucleotide transmembrane transporter activity
Source: RefSeq, a predicted model, not a curated record
AUGACUACCACAUAUGGUGGUCCUCCUGGGCGCAGAGACUUGGAUUACGCUGUCUCUUUUUUGGGAGGAUGUUUCGCUGGUACCUGCUCUACAUUAGUUACAAAUCCCCUCGAUACUAUUCGUGUUCGCCUUUCAGCAAGCCGCACAGCCACUGGCAAGGCACACAAAAGUCUUUUUUAUACUGUGAGGGAUCUUUUCGGUGAUGGCUUUAAACAUGCCUUUUCCCGCGGUCUUGGAGCCAACUUAAUGGCGUCGCUUCCAUCAAACGGUAUUUAUUUGCCUACAUAUAGGUUGCUUCAACGGGAAUUAUCAUAUGUAGGAGUGGAUGAGCGUGUACGUCCUGCUUUAAGUGCUUUCGGUGCUGUAAGUGCAACAAAUUUAACUCUAGCACCUCUUUUUUUGGUGCGCACACGGGUUCAGGUAGAAGAUAAAUUGACAAUACGACAAGUGUUUAAAGAUGUAAUACGUCGCGACGGUUUUAUCGGGUUUUAUCGUGGUACAUUGACAAAUAUAUUAGGUCGUUUUGUUGAAGAAGGCCUCUUCUGGAGUAUUUAUGAGUUACUGAAGCGUAUAACGAAUGAAGGUACUUUCACAGGUGGAAAUACUUUUGUUAUGGCCUCAGUGGCAAUGUUGUCGCUUACAAUGGUUUCAAAGCUCGCUGCUACUAGUAUAGCUUACCCAUACAAUGUUGUCAUGACACAUCUACGUACUGUAAACCGAUUUACAGGAAAGUAUGAACAUACUCAAGUCUUACCUACUGUGCGGCAUAUAUAUCGCGCAGACGGUCUGCUUGGUUUUUACAAGGGACUUUCCCCGCAACUGCUGCGUAGUGUUAUAAGCAAGGCGACACAAAUAUAUGCUUUUGAAGUUUUUAUGUAUGCGUAUUACUGUUUUAGUAAUAAUAGUGCAAAAGUUGUCUCGUCUCCUUCUUCUUCUUCUCCUCCUCCUCCUGUUAUUGUGUCUACAGCUGCAACUACAGUGUCAGAGGUAGAAUGA